Messenger RNA from Rangifer tarandus platyrhynchus (Svalbard reindeer), 879 nucleotides. NCBI's taxonomy places the organism in Eukaryota, Metazoa, Chordata, Mammalia, Artiodactyla, Cervidae. The record is from the annotation of a GenBank genome assembly.
AUGGCGACCCCCAACGGGCCCCGGGUACCCUGCCCCCAGGCCGCCGUCGCUCGGGCUCUUCUAUUCGGCUUAGUCCUCAUCAAGGUGGCCGGAGUCGCCGGCACUACAGAUGUAGUGAAAGCGUAUAAUAUAACUUGGAAGUCAACUAAUUUCAAGACCAUUUUGGAGUGGGAACCCAAACCCAUCAAUUCUGUCUACACUGUUCAGAUAAGCUCUAGAUUAGGAAACUGGAAAAACAAAUGCUUUUACACCACAAACACGGAGUGUGACGUCACUGAUGAGAUUGUGAAAAAUGUGAAAGAGACAUAUUUGGCGAGGGUCUUUUCCUACCCAGCAGACAUUAGCAGUUUCACUGUGGAGCCUCCAUUUACCAACUCCCCAGAGUUCACACCCUACCUAGAGACAAAUCUUGGACAGCCAGUAAUUCGGAGUUUUGAACAAGUUGGGACAAAACUGAAUGUGACCGUACACGAUGCACAUACGUUAGUCAGAGCGAACAGCAUAUUCCUAAGCCUCCGGGAUGUUUUUGGCAAGGACUUGAAUUAUACACUUUAUUAUUGGAAAGCUUCCAGUACAGGAAAGAAAAAGGCCACAACAAACACUAAUGGGUUUUUGAUUGAUGUGGAUAAAGGCGAAAACUACUGUUUCCAUGUUCAAGCAGUGAUUCUAUCACGAAGAACUAACCAGAAGAGUCCAGAAAGCCCCAUCGAGUGCACUGGCCACGAGAAAGUUCUGUCCACAGAACUUUUCUUCGUCAUUGGAAUAGUGAUGCUUGUGAUCAUCAUCUUCAUCACUGUCCUGUCUGUGUCUCUGCACAAGUGCAAGAAGGCGCGAGCAGGGCAAAGUGGGAAGGAGAACGCACCCCUCAAUGCUGCGUAA